AUGGCGGCGCAGGAGGAGGCGAAGGCGGCGGCGACACGGCGUCGGAGGAGGGGCCACCCACUGCUGCGGGGGUGCAGGCGCGAGAGGUACACGCACGGGCUGCACCCGGCGCAGAUGGAGGCGCUCCGCACCAUGUGCGGCGCGCUCAUUCCGUCCCUGCCGGUGACGGCGGAACGGAUCCACGGCGACAGCGACGGCGAAGGCCGCAAGGAUCUCGAGCGGUUCUACCUCGCCUCUGCGGCCGACGGUACCAUCCCCGAAGAGGUCGCGGAGCUGGUCACUCGAUGCGUUUGGGAGGCGGUGGUGCUGGUGAACGUCGUGCUCUGGAUCCUGAGCACCAAGGUGGGCACGUUGGCUCUCUGUGGGCGACUCUGCAUCUCCGGCAAGUUCCCCUACGUCCGCAAGUUCGCGGACAUGCCAGUGGAGCGGCGAGAGCAAGCGAUGACGCGGUGGAACAAGGCGCGGUGGUGGUUCCCCCUCAAAAUCACCUUCGUUGUCAUCAAGAUCCUCUCGCACUACGCGUUCUACACGACGGUAAACGACGACAGGGACAACCCGUCCUGGAAAGCAAUAGGAUACAGCGUGCCGGAGCCGGACGUGGACAGGCCACGGGAAGAAGGUCGAACGGAAGUAGCGCCGUCGCCGCGGCCACUGGACAGCGGCAUCGUGGAGACCAGAUCCCUGAAUGACGCCACGCUGCUCAGGUCACUCACGGAGCGAGGACUGGCGGUGAAAGCAGACGUGUCGGCCGCGCACCACACUGUGCGAUGCGACGUCGUCAUCGUCGGUUCAGGCUGCGGAGGCGGCGUGGCCGCCGCCGUGCUGGCGGCUGCGGGGCACAAGGUCAUCGUCGUGGAGAAGGGGGACUACUUCACAGCCGAGAGCUACACCUCCGUGGAGGGCCCGUCCAUGGAGCGCCUCUACGAGAAGGGAGGCAUCUUCUGCACGUCCAACGUGACGACCAUCAUGUUCACGGGCACCACGGUCGGCGGCGGGUCCGCGAUCAACUGGUCGGCCAGUAUCCGCACGCCGGAGUGGGUCACGCAGGAGUGGGCGCGCGAGCAUGGGCUCCCGAUGUUCGGGAGGCCCGAGUACGUGCAUGCCAUGGACGCGGUCUGCGCCCGGCUCGCGGUGACCGGCGGGUGCCGGGAGGAGGGGUUCCAGAACAAGGUCUUGCGCCGUGGCUGCGAGGCGCUCGGGCUACGCGGCGACGCCGUGCCGCGCAACUCGUCGGAGGGCCACUUCUGCGGCAGCUGCCACCUCGGCUGCCCCACCGGCGAGAAGCGUGGCACCGACACGACGUGGCUCGUCGACGCGGUCGCGCGCGGCGCGGUCAUACUAACAGGCUGCAAGGCCGAGCGUUUCAUACUCGAGAGCAACCCCGGUGGCGUCGAGAACGGCCGGAGCAAGAAGUGCGUGGGCCUGGUGGCGGCGUGCAUGAGCGACGGCAUCACCAAGAAGCUGCGCAUCGAGGCCAAGGUUUCCGUCUCGGCGUGUGGCGCGCUCAUGACGCCACCUCUGCUCCGUAACAGCGGGCUCAAGAACAGGCACAUCGGCCGCAACCUUCACCUGCACCCGGUGUCUAUGGCGUGGGGCUACUUCCCGGACGGCACGCCGGAGGCGGCAGAGCUCAGUGGCAAGUGCUACGAGGGCGGCAUCAUCACGACCAUGCACCGCGUGACCGGCCGCACCAUCAUCCAGACGCCGGCGCUGGGGCCAGGGUGCUGGGCUUCGCUGAUCCCCUGGGAGUCGGGCCGCGACAUGAAGGAGCGCAUGCUCCGGUACGCGCGCACCGCGCACGCCUUCGCCCUGGUCCGCGACCGCGGCGCGGGGCACGUGGACGGCGAGGGCCGCGUGCGCUACGCCCCGAGCCGGGAAGACGUGGAGGAGCUCCGCAACGGGCUGCGCCAGGCGCUGCGCAUCCUGGUGGCCGCCGGAGCGGCCGAGGUGGGCACCCACCGCAGCGACGGGCUCCGGCUGCGGUGCGACGGCGGCCUCCGCGACGAGGACCUGGAGGCGUUCCUCAAGGAGGUGACCGUAGGGAAAGGCCCCAUGCUCCCGGGGCCUGACACGUGGGCGCUCCACUGCUCGGCGCACCAGAUGGGCAGCUGCCGGAUGGGGUCCAGCCCGCAAGACGGCGCCGUGGACGGCCGCGGCGAGAGCUGGGAGGCGGAGGGGCUGUACGUGUGCGACGGCAGCCUGCUGCCCACGGCGGUGGGCGUCAACCCCAUGAUCACCAUUCAGUCCACCGCGUACUGCGUCUCCAAGGGCAUCGCGGAGUCUCUGGCGCGUGACAAGAAACAAUAG
This is a messenger RNA of Miscanthus lutarioriparius, 2307 nucleotides long. The record is from the annotation of a GenBank genome assembly. Lineage: Eukaryota; Viridiplantae; Streptophyta; Magnoliopsida; Poales; Poaceae.